AUGUUAAAGAGUGGGGAGUUCUCCAAUGUAGGGGAUGGAAUGCCCCGGUCAUCCAUCCUCAAUCUCCCUCCCGAGAUCCUGAGCCAGAUCCUCGGCCUUAUUCUGGGCCGGAUUUCUUUCGAACGGCGACUCGGCAUCCUGCGUUCAGGUACCGGCAUCAUUGCCCUUCUCCUCACCUGUCAGCAAUUUUACCGCCUCACAGUUCCCCUGCUGUAUCACGAACUGGAGUUUUGCUACCCGUCUGGAAGAAGAACGAACUGCCUCUACCGCUCCUUGCAAUCCGACCCGAGCCUACUCUUGCCCGUCCGAUCUCUUGUCCUGGUCCUACAACGCGAUCGGACCAAGACCUGCAUUUCACUCGAGGACUAUGCGGCUGCAGCCAAUGUGUUAAGCCUCUUUUGCGGCGCCAAGGUCUACACGCUGAGGAUCCAGGGAGAGGUGGUUUGGUCGCCCGAGGACCAGGAACGCCUCCAAUCACAACUCGAGCCUGGACAGUCUAUCGGAAACGGCCAAUGGGAGCUCCUACAGCAUGCUCUCCGGCACCUUCCAGCAUUACGGAGGGUGGAGCUGAUGGGCGUUAUCAAUGAACCUCGUGACGGCUUCGGGGGCCGGUUUGAAUGUCAGCUGCAGGGCUAUGCGGAGCUGCGUGCGUUGCCCGGCACAGACCCGACAACCCCGUCGGCGAUCAGAAGAGAGGCCCACGAGGGUUGCGCUGCUUUACAGGUCCGUCUCUCUCCUUCCAUUGGUCCCGAUAUCAUUCUUUUCCUUUUCGCUCCCCCUUUCCUCCUGUCUUUCCUGGAUGAUGCGGCUUACGGCUUGGUUGAGUUCAGCCUGGCCUUCGACGAGCUCCUCAAGAACGGAAUCCCGCACACACCCGCCACCGUCAAAGUCUUCUAUCCCUGGCUGCAGGCCCACCCCCACACUCUCCGCCGCAUGGUCUUCGGUGCAAUCCCGUUCUACGCCCUGGGCCUGGAGUUCCGGGCCUCCACUUUCCCCAACUUGCACACGGUCGUCUGCUUGCCCUUCCACGUCAUGUCUGAGACGCAUCCCCGCGUUUACUGGCGUCCUGCCGCAGCGAUUGAUCAGCUCUUAAGCCCGACAGUGCGGACGUUUGUCUGGGACCUGAUCAGCUACGGAGAUUUCUGGGGGCCAGGCUUGUUGGGGUUCGACGAGCCACAGGCGCGCUGGCUGCUGGCGUUUGCCGAGGGCGCCUUGGCGGGCAAAGGCCAGGCGCUGCGGACGAUUCGGAUCGAGUUCGUGCCGUAUAUCGAUUGGCUAGGCUAUGUAGACCCGGACGAUUAUCCAUGGGAUCGCAUGGAGCAAUUAAAGCAAAAGAUGCGCGUGCUAGGGAUUGCGUUGGAGUACAACACUCCGACUCUCACGCGUGAAGAAUAUUCACGGUCUUGUAAGGAAGUUCGGCAGUUGGUCGAAAGUGGCCAGCUGCCUCCAAUGGUGGAUAGGGUGUGA
Molecule: messenger RNA, 1467 nt
Organism: Aspergillus aculeatinus CBS 121060
Lineage: Eukaryota; Fungi; Ascomycota; Eurotiomycetes; Eurotiales; Aspergillaceae
Exons: 3
Coding region: 1-1467 (488 amino acids)
Source: RefSeq, a predicted model, not a curated record